Symbiodinium necroappetens is the source of this 495-nucleotide messenger RNA. The record is from the annotation of a GenBank genome assembly. Lineage: Eukaryota; Dinophyceae; Suessiales; Symbiodiniaceae.
AUGGCACGUGGAUCUUCUUCUAGCGGUCGCGUGGCCAUCGCGGCCCUUGCGGGCCUUGGCCUUUGGGCAGCUGGCACUGCAUUCGUCCCUUCCGCUGGGGCCAAGGGACUGCGGGGAGCAGAGGGAUCCUCACAUGCUGGCUAUGCACCAUUCCCCACCCAGCAAGAGAUGGGACAGACGGAUGCUCCAAGCAGCCUGACUUCCAGCAUGCAGGCUGUCCUCCUGGCCGCGGUGUUUGGCUUCGUGGUUGGACUCGCCCCGGUCCGUGCCGAAGAAGAAGUGAGCCUUGAUGAGAUCGCCGCGGCGAGCAAGAAUGCGAACAUCAACGUUCAACGCCGCAAGAAGCGACUGACCACAAUCAAGAAGGAGGCAAAGAGCACGACCACAACCGACUCCGGCAAGCCGAAGCGUGUCAUCAUUUCCCCUGCAGACGAGCUGGAUGAGGAUGAGCUGUCCCCGCUGCGGCCGAACCCUCCACUGCUGAUCCUGAUCUUU